Messenger RNA from Drosophila takahashii, 1323 nucleotides. It is a transcript of the gene Ntf-2, whose product is annotated as nuclear transport factor-2. Gene Ontology annotation, molecular function: nuclear import signal receptor activity. Lineage: Eukaryota; Metazoa; Arthropoda; Insecta; Diptera; Drosophilidae. The record is from RefSeq and is a predicted model, not a curated record. Gene Ontology annotation, biological process: protein import into nucleus. Gene Ontology annotation, cellular component: nuclear pore central transport channel.
AACUUUCGUUGUUUCUAUCGACUCCCGACCACCUCUAGUGCGCUGCGCCUCGCAAAAAAAAUUUGGUUGGUUUUAUUUUAAUUUUUCGGAAUACGUCGUGUGCCGCUCGAUCGGAUCGGAUUGCUCACCAGCCCGCCUUUGCCCGCUUACCUUUCGUCGCACCUUCCGCCUUCCCACGAGUGAAAUGUCGCUGAAUCCGCAGUACGAGGACAUCGGCAAGGGCUUUGUGCAGCAGUACUAUGCGAUAUUCGAUGACCCGGCGAACCGGGCGAACGUGGUCAACUUCUACAGCGCUACCGACUCCUUUAUGACCUUUGAAGGUCACCAAAUACAGGGUGCGCCCAAGAUCCUCGAGAAAGUCCAGAGCCUGAGUUUUCAGAAGAUUACACGAGUGAUAACCACAGUGGACUCGCAGCCCACUUUCGAUGGCGGAGUGCUGAUCAAUGUCCUCGGAAGGCUACAGUGCGACGACGAUCCCCCGCACGCCUUCUCGCAGGUUUUCGUCCUGAAGGCCAAUGCCGGCACCUUCUUCGUCGCCCACGACAUCUUCCGUCUGAACAUCCACAACUCUGCCUAGGAACCCGGGAGCCUGGGAGCCUCCACACCACUCAGCAACAACACACUCAACACGACAUCCAAAGAUGCCUAACGACAACCACAACAACAACCAGCUGGCAGAGGAACACUCAAUGGGAAGCACAGCAUAACAAAGCAGAAGCAGCGGUCUCACGUUUAUCAACAAAUGAAAAAAACCCACACAAUAAACAAAAAAAAAAGAAGAAAUUAAUUUGUAACUACUAUUACGAUGUGUAAACAAAAUGGGCCACCAGCAGCUCACCUAUACCAUUACCAUUGUGUCCCCAAACUGUACUGCUCUCGGUACUCUCGAUUUACCAUUGUAUAUUCCGCGAACAACACCUGGAUCUCGGGAUCUAAUUUAGCUAGGGCUAUCAAAUUUGGUAUGUGGUCUGCGACGAGCUUGCUUUUGCGUUUGCCCCGGAAAAGAAUCAAAAAACACACAUAGUUGGCAACUACUUAAAUUAAAAGUGACAUUUUCUAUUAUAUAUAUAUUUUGUUUGAGUUGAUUGACCUUGAAUUUCGAUUAUGUACUGUAAUUAUUGAAAUAAUUUUAGAUAGCCGUAUUGCAAAUGUUUUCUAUCGAAUUUUCCCCCCACUUUGUAAACCAUGAUCGGAGUACCGGGAUAUUAUUACUUAGUCGAGAGAAUAUCGACGCUAGCUUUCUUGUAUGACUAAUUGAGUGAUGGCGAAUUACUUUUUAUUGAGACAAAAAAAAGAACACUUAAAUAUAAAGAUUAACGUUAA